AACUUGUUGUCUGUUGUCCGUCACCAGUGCGCAUGCGCAGCCCGGGGUGACGAAGAUGGUGCUCAUCAAGGAAUACCGUGUAGUGUUGCCAGUCUCUGUGGAAGAGUAUCAAGUAGGGCAGCUGUUCUCUGUUGCUGAGGCCAGCAAGAACGAGACGGGAGGAGGAGAGGGCAUCGAGGUGCUGAAGAACGAGCCGUACGAGAAGGAUGGGGAGAAGGGGCAGUACACACAUAAAAUCUACCACCUAAAGAGUAAAGUCCCAGGUUAUGUGAAGAUGAUCGCACCAGAGGGAGCGCUAGUGUUUCACGAAAAGGCUUGGAACGCCUACCCGUACUGUCGCACCAUUGUGACGAACGAGUACAUGAAGGACGACUUUAUGAUAAAGAUCGAGACGUGGCACAAACCAGACAUGGGAACAAUAGAGAAUGUCCACGACCUGGAUGAGCAGACAUGGAGGACCGUGGAGGUGUCUCCCAUCGAUAUCGCCAGCAGAGAUGAAGUCACCCACGGGGACUACAAGCCAGAAGAAGACCCGGCUCUGUUCCACUCCGCCAAGAAGGACAGAGGACCUCUGGGCCCCGACUGGAAGAACGAGCUGAAGACAGACUGUCCCUACAUGUGUGCGUACAAACUGGUCACAGUCAAGUUCAGGUGGUGGGGCCUGCAGACCAAAGUGGAGAACUUCAUCCACACGCAAGAAAGGCGUAUUUUCACCAACUUCCACCGCCAGCUGUUCUGCUGGAUUGACCGAUGGGUGGGUUUGACCAUGGAGGACAUCAGGCGGAUGGAGGAGGAGACCCAAAAAGAGCUCGAGGAGAUGCGUCAGAAGGGAGAUGUGCGAGGCACCUCUGCAACAGACGUGUAGAGGCGGGCGCUGUAGGUCAAACACACUAGAGGCAGGCUGACUGCGUAAUACAGGUCCGAUUCGAGGCACCAGUGCUGCUCAUGAGCAAUGAGGCAAAUCAACCAAACCCCGUCACGAUGACGUCAUCAGAGACGCGUCCACCACGAUGAGGAGGAGGCCCGACGCUGCGUCUUCUCCUCCCGUCUCACAUGAUUCAUUGGGGGGUUUGAUGAUGAAAGAUUGGUUUAACAGUACUGUACAGAUUCUACCCCGAUCACAAGCCUCCUGUUCACACAGACAACAUGGUUUUGCUUACAUAUUUAAAAAAAAAAAGAAAAGAAAAAAAUACCCCUCUUUGCACAGAACGUAAAUUGCCUGAUAUGUAAUUGUUAGUUGAUGGUUACGACGGGCUUUGUUUUUAUUCAGGUGUGCACACCGGGACUCAGAAAGUCAAGCCUUUUUAAAUUCAUUAGAAUGUUUUUAGCUUCCCACAACAAUUGGUAUCUGGUGACUUUAGCAGGUAUUGAACCAUUUAUCUCCCCACCUUCCCUUGUAUUAUAACUGUCUGCCCCCC
Molecule: messenger RNA, 1418 nt
Organism: Anarrhichthys ocellatus (wolf-eel)
Lineage: Eukaryota; Metazoa; Chordata; Actinopteri; Perciformes; Anarhichadidae
Gene: pitpnb
Product: phosphatidylinositol transfer protein, beta
Exons: 12
Coding region: 56-865 (269 amino acids)
Biological process (GO): phospholipid transport
Cellular component (GO): cytoplasm
Molecular function (GO): phosphatidylcholine intramembrane carrier activity; phosphatidylcholine binding; phosphatidylinositol binding
Source: RefSeq, a predicted model, not a curated record